AUGGAGCGACACGUCCAGCUGGCUCAGAAGCUCCAUCCACGCCUUUUGCGUUUCUUUACCAAGUUUCCACCGCCGCAGAUCUCCGCAGCUUCGCGAAUGGCCACAGCGCAGAGCAGCCCAGCGGAAACAGCGACAGCAAGUGUGACCACCACCUCGACGACAUCCUCCUCCGAUCCCAACAUUGGCGCUGCUUCAACAACAGUCUCUCUUUCACCUUCCGAAUCGGACACCGCACAUUCAGCCACGGAACUGAAGUCGUCACGAAAUCCUUUCCUCCCACACAAAAACCCACGUACAGGCAUCUGGCACGGACCCGCCAUAUCCCUCAGACGGCAAGCGGAGCUAUUCAAGCUGGCAUCAGAAUACAAGGUCCUACCGCUGAUGCCUGUCUCGCUAAAGCACCCAGAGAUCAGAGAGCAGAAGCGAAUUGAGAACGGUCUACGAGUGCAGGGUACARGUGUGGGCAAGAAGGUCAAGGGAAAGCUUUGGGAAAGGCAACUGAGAGGUAAAUUGGAAGAGAGGAGGAAGGCGAUGGAAAACAUGCCCGAGAUGAUCCGCGAAUGGAAGGAGCGGGGACAUGGACGUGGAUGGAAGAAGUGGCCGAAAUAA
Molecule: messenger RNA, 609 nt
Organism: Ramularia collo-cygni
Lineage: Eukaryota; Fungi; Ascomycota; Dothideomycetes; Mycosphaerellales; Mycosphaerellaceae
Product: related to ribosomal protein YmL25, mitochondrial
Exons: 1
Coding region: 1-609 (202 amino acids)
Cellular component (GO): mitochondrial large ribosomal subunit
Molecular function (GO): structural constituent of ribosome
Source: RefSeq, a predicted model, not a curated record